Molecule: messenger RNA, 945 nt
Organism: Acanthosepion pharaonis
Lineage: Eukaryota; Metazoa; Mollusca; Cephalopoda; Sepiida; Sepiidae
Source: the annotation of a GenBank genome assembly
AUGCACUCCUUUCAACCUCCUAUUACUAGAUUUCAUUCUGUUACUCAUGUUCCCUUUUUUACCUACUGUCGCUAUUUUCUCCCUAUUUCUUCUGUUCACCUCGCCGACUCCGUUGUUCCUAUUGUUGCUAUUUUUCUUCCUACUGUUGCUCUGUUUCUAUCUGUGACAUCUAUUCCAACAUGGGGCCUAUUUUUCCUACUUUGCUAUUUUUCUCUCCGUGAUAUCUGUUCUUCUUGUGGGUCCCCUUUUUCUUACAGUUGCUAUCUUUCUCUCCGCUAUUUCUGUUCCUCUCGUGGUCCCCUUUUUUCUUACAGUUGCUAUUUUUCUCUCUGUGAUUUUUGUUCCUCUUGUGGGUCCCUUUUUUCUUACAGUUGCUAUUUUUCUCUCUGUGAUUUCUGUUCCUCUUGUGGGUCCCUUUUUGCUUACAGUUGCUAUUUUUCUCUCUGUGGUUUCUGUUCCUCUUGUGGGUCCCUUUUUUCUUACAGUUGCUAUUUUUCUCUCUGUGAUUUCUGUUCCUCUUGUGGGUCCCUUUUUUCUUACAGUUGCUAUUUUUCUCUCCGUGAUAUCUGUUCUUCUUGUGGGUCCCCUUUUUCUUACAGUUGCUAUCUUUCUCUCCGCUAUUUCUGUUCCUCUCGUGGUCCCCUUUUUCUUACAGUUGCUAUUUUUCUCUCUGUGAUUUUUGUUCCUCUUGUGGGUCCCUUUUUUCUUACAGUUGCUAUUUUUCUCUCUGUGAUUUCUGUUCCUCUCGUGGGUCCCUUUUUGCUUACAGUUGCUAUUUUUCUCUCUGUGAUUUCUGUUCCUCUUGUGGGUCACUCUUUUCUUACAGUUGCUAUCCUUCUCUCUCUGUCUUCUCGUUCCCUCUACCUCCUCUACUCCUGUGUCGUUUUUUUUUUUAUCAUACUCUUGUUAUUUUUAUGUUCUCCAUUUCAUUUCGCUUUCCCGUGA